This is a messenger RNA of Funneliformis geosporum, 253 nucleotides long. The record is from the annotation of a GenBank genome assembly. Lineage: Eukaryota; Fungi; Glomeromycota; Glomeromycetes; Glomerales; Glomeraceae.
CUCUUCAACUAAUUCAUCUUCAAGCUCUUUGAGCCAAAUAUUCGCAAAUAUCAUUUCUGUAAUCCAAGAACAGUUUUCAGACAUCUUUGAUAGGAUUAAGGAUGUGAAUGAUUAUUCUUUAGAUCAGAUGUGUGCUGUUGUAUCGGUUGAUAUUUUUAGACUUUGGAUGGGAGUAAUUGGAAAAGAUACGAUAAAGGGUUUUUACCAUGGAAAAAAUAUAAAAACCGAAAACUUAAAAAAGAUAGAUGCUUGA